UUAAGAAGGUCAGAAAUAAAUAGAUAAAUUUAGAAUUAUGCAUGUUUACGUUAAACUAACACAAACAAACCCUAUUGAGCUUUCUCAAAGGCCAUAAGUGUACCCCACACCAAGUUAUACCUUUAUUUAAUCUCUUCUCAGUUUGCGUUCCGAUCUCUGCUUUGAAUGUGUAUACAGGAAGGUAUUUUGUUACUUAUAUUAUGUUUUUAUAGAAUAAUGCAUAUCUUUGUAGUUUUUAUUAAUAAAUAAGAAUAUGCCGAUAAACUUAAAAAAGACGUGAUAUUUAAACAAAGAAGAGAAUAACAGUGAUAAUGUAAUUUUUUUAUUUUUAAUAACAAGACGUAAUCACAUCUUUGUGCAAGAUAAAAAAAUAAAAAAUGGAAAUAUAAUUAAAUUUAUUUUAUGCAGUGGACUUUAAAAAUGAUAAACUAUACAAAAUUGACAGUAACUUGUCUAGUGAUUGCGACUAGUGCAAUUCUAAUCAGCAGUGAUAAUAAUAUUAGAAAAUAUAAACAAAAAUAUACAAUUGAAGAUCUCCUUACCAAAACAUUUCCCAAGAAAACUUCAAAUGAUUUGGAUAUGGAUCCAUGUAAAGCAGGUCAUUUUUUAGAUGACAUUGCUAUACAAUCCCAAGUUCAACCUAACAAACUUACCAAAGACGAAGUUAUUUUCCAAGAAGAAGUUGAAAAAUAUAAAAAGGAAGUUUUAGAGGGUCUGCAAGUUGAAGAAGAAGGCCUCACCAAUUAUUUACGAAAAAAAUCAAAACAGAUCCCAAAUGAAAACCCUGUACGUGCAUCUAAUGAUCCACUGGGUGACUUAACCACCCCAGAAAAUGGAUACCAUGCCAAAUAUGAUAUAUAUUGGAAAUCCGGUACACAUGUACCUGAUGGGAUGAAUGGAAGACUUAAAAGAAAAAAGCGAGAUAAUUGGUCUCAAAAAAUUUUCAAAAACCGAAAAAUCAGGGCAGCAACAGCAAGAAAGGAAAGAAUAUGGGAUUAUGGCGUAAUUCCUUACGAGAUAGAUGGAAAUUUUAGUGGCCUUCAUAGAGCCCUAUUUAAACAAGCUAUGAAACAUUGGGAAAAUUUUACUUGCAUUAAAUUUAUUGAGAGGGAUAGAGACGAGCAUCCAAAUUAUAUUACUUUUACGGAAAAAACUUGUGGGUGUUGUUCUUUUGUCGGAAAGAGAGGUAACGGUGGUCAAGCAAUAAGUAUUGGAAAAAAUUGCGAUAAAUUUGGAAUUGUUGUCCAUGAAUUGGGUCACGUAGUAGGAUUUUGGCACGAACACACCCGACCUGAUAGAGAUAAACAUGUGGAAAUACUCCGUGACAACAUAAUGAAUGGCCAAGAAUAUAAUUUUAAUAAAUUAACAGAUGACGAAGUAAAUUCAUUGGGGCUUACUUACGAUUACGAUUCCAUAAUGCAUUAUGCACGAAGUACCUUUUCAAAAGGCACAUUUUUGGAUACAAUUCAACCAAUCGAUGUCCCAGGAAAAAAGAAGCCCGAAAUUGGACAAAGGGUAAGGUUGAGUCAAGGAGAUAUCGCUCAAACCAAUAUAUUAUAUAAAUGCCCAAAAUGUGGAGAAACUUUUCAAAUGAAUACAGGAAAAUUUUCACCCCAGGAAAACGCUGCUAAAUGUGAAUGGAGAAUAACCGCCACUCAUGGAGAAAAAAUUCUUUUAAACAUAAGCGAUUUAAAUAUUGCAAAGUCACAUGAUUGCAGAACAGAAUACGUGGAAGUGAGAGAUGGCUAUUGGCAUAAAUCCCCUAUUUUAGGAGUGUUUUGCAAAGGGAAAUUUCAUCAAAUCAUGUCUAGAGGAAGUAGGAUGCUUGUCAAAUAUGUUUCAAGUUAUCCCAAAGAAAAACCUGGAUUUAAGGCAAGCUUUGAAGCAAUAUGUGGAGGUGAUCUAGUAGUAGAAACAGAAGGUCAUUUGGAAUCUCCAAACUUUCCCGAUGAUUACCAACCCAACAAAGAAUGUAUAUGGAGAAUAACAGUACCAGAAGAGUUUCGUGUCGCCCUUAAAUUUCAAUCAUUCGAAGUGGAAAAUCACGAUGGCUGCGUUUACGACUAUAUAGAAAUUCAUGAUGGGCUUGCUUUGAAAAGCCCCGUUCUAAAGGUUUAUUGUGGAUAUAAAAUUCCCCAGGAUGUCACGUCAUCUUCCAACCAAAUGCUUGUAAAGUUCGUAUCGGAUGGUUCAGUUCAAAAGGCCGGGUUUUCCGCGCUAAUCUUAAAAGAAUACGACGAAUGUAGCGUGAUAGAUCACGGCUGCGAACAGGAAUGCAUCAACACAAUUGGCAGCUACGAGUGCAGCUGUAAGAUCGGCUACGAGCUUCACUCGGAUGGCAAAAAAUGCGAAGCUGCCUGCGGUGGGAUGCUUUCCGAUUCAAAUGGAACAAUAACAUCACCCUCGUUUCCCGAAUUGUACCCGCUCAACAAAAACUGCGUCUGGGAAAUAAAAGCCGAGCCGCAAUUUAGAAUCACCCUAAACUUUACUCAUUUUGAUUUGGAAGGAAAUAACGCUCAACCGCAUCAAUGUGAAUACGAUAGAUUAGAAGUUUACAGCAAAAUGUCUGACAAUAAAAUAAAGGACCAUGGUUUAUUCUGUGGUUCAAAACUUCCAAGUUUAAUAACGUCGGAUAGCAAUAUCCUAAGAAUAGUGUUUUCAUCGGACAGUAGUACCCAAAAAACCGGAUUCGCAGCUAUUUACUUUACAGGCACGUAAUAGUUUAAUUACAUUUUGUAUUUUUUUAAUAAACGUAGAAAU
Molecule: messenger RNA, 2760 nt
Organism: Brassicogethes aeneus
Lineage: Eukaryota; Metazoa; Arthropoda; Insecta; Coleoptera; Nitidulidae
Source: the annotation of a GenBank genome assembly